This is a messenger RNA of Toxotes jaculatrix (banded archerfish), 1920 nucleotides long. RefSeq names its product prepronociceptin a (gene pnoca). Lineage: Eukaryota; Metazoa; Chordata; Actinopteri; Toxotidae. Gene Ontology annotation, biological process: chemical synaptic transmission; neuropeptide signaling pathway; sensory perception. Bases 114 to 851 code for a protein of 245 amino acids. The record is from RefSeq and is a predicted model, not a curated record. Gene Ontology annotation, cellular component: axon terminus; plasma membrane; dendrite. The transcript has 3 exons. Gene Ontology annotation, molecular function: opioid receptor binding.
AAACCACGCUGAGACAGAGGGAGGGAAACAUACGCUGACGAACCUCAACCUGCACCCGAAGGACCCCCUAUAGGCACCCACAAUCUCACUCCAACACAGCAGACGGUGGGACCAUGAAGACUGUGGUGGCUCUGCUGCUGCUCUGUCUGUGUGACCCUGGACAGAGUGAUUGCCAGGCAGACUGCCUGUCCUGCAGCAACAUCCUGCCCAAACAGCUCAGUUUCAACACCAUGGUGUGUCUCAUUGAGUGUGAAGGUAACAUCUCUCCAGCCUUCUCCUGGGACUUCUGUCGUAAGGCACUGACGUCACAAAUUUCCUCACUCAGUGGUACUGUGCGGAAAAGAUCUCAGGAGGAGGUGGAGGCCCUGUUUCCUGAAGAGGAAGAGCAGGUGGAGGGAGGUCUGUUGCUGCCCAUUGCAUUGCAGAGGUUUGAUCAUGUGACCCGGGCACUUGGGGUAGACGAAAGGGAUCUGGGUGGCAAGGGCAGCCAGCUGAACACUGCCUACAAUUCCCAGCAUGCCCUGUCCCUUGAUGAUGAGUAUGAGGAGGAGGCAGGGCAGGAAGAAGGGGAUGCUGACAUGGCAGCAAGAGGACAGGGUGAUGUAGGACUGAGCGUCUCCAAGAGGUUUGGCGGCUUUGUCAAAGGGAGACAUGGUUACAGGAAGCUGAUUUCUCCAGGAAGAUCGUACCAGAAGAGGUAUGGUGGCUUCAUUGGCAUUCGGAAGUCAGCCCGCAAGUGGAACAACCAAAAACGUUUCAGCGAGUUCCUGAAGCAGUAUCUGGGGAUGAGCACUCGCGCCACUGAGUUCAACAGCGUGUCAGAAGACCUCACCCAACAGAAUGAAGUUUAGCGCCUUCAAGCCACUGCCAUAAAACUAUUUCCUUAUGUAUUUUCACCAAUCUUGUUUUGUAUUUAAUUCACCAAUGUGUCAAACUUUAACUGGUGUCAUCAAAGUUGACCUAUUGAAACAAAGUAAUUUACCAAAAAGUGAAAAUUCCAGUGAAGUAACCACAAACUUUGGUCCCCUUGUCCAUCUCUGGGCGCCCUUAAUCCUUCAGACCUCCUAUUUGGUGCCCCUCGUGGGGUGUACCAGUUAAACAAUCAUGUUUCGUUCGAUUAGCUGCUCAAGCACUUCAUGAGAUUUGAAGGAAGCUCCCAAAGUGGGAGUCCUUGAAAGUUCUGGAGUGGCUUGCUUCAAAAUAAAGGAUUUGUUUGACUGUUUAAUGUAAUCUACUGGAUGUGUCAACGAUAAAAGUUAACAUAAUAAUUGCUUUUCUGAUUCCCUGUAUUAUAUAGUAUGCUUUAUGCAUUAAUUUCUGUGCUGGGUUGUGUAAAAAAUGCUGAAUCUUCUUUUAUGGAAGUGUCUGUGGAGGGAACCUUGAAAAUGUGUAACAACAUCUGUUAUCAAGUCUAGUAGGAAGGCCCUCUUUAUUACUCUUUUACUGCCAUCCUUUGGAAAAAUGCAUAACCUGGUCUCUGUUAAAGGACAAUACCAGUGUUUUUUCAUGUUUUGGCAUUACGGUUAGAUUAUGUCAGCAGCAAUGUAGAGUAUAAUGCUGUAUGUGAUUUGUGGUAAAAAAAAAAAAAAAAAAAAAUUAAAACAUGCAAAAAACUCUGCUAAAACUCACUGAUUUAUCACUGUGCCAAAACACACCUGAGACAUGGUUAACUAAAAGAUCUCUGCUCUAGUUUGGUUCAACGGUGAACUGAAAUGCUACACAACUGUCAUGACGUUAUGUACAAGUGAGCAUCAUCUCUGACUGGAUGUUGUGUCCAGAAGCCAGAUUCCUAUAGGUGUACAAACAGUAUUUGGUAUUUUUCUUUAUCUGUAAUGGUGUGAAUUGUUUUUGUUGCCCACUAUGAAAACUUGUAAAUAGCUGAAUUUAAACAUGUCAAUAAAAAUAGUUUACUAUUUCCUU